GUUGAAUUACAAAAAUAUCUCCUAUGUGCGGCCUACUGCCUAAAUCUUAAACUUGUUUGAUUUUCACUAUUUUUUAAUUUUUACCAUAAAUUUGAACACCAAAUAAAACAUAUAAUUCCAUGGUAGGUUUGUGCUGUUCACAUUUUCAGCCAAAAAUCGUAAUUAUUUAGAACCUGCAUUAAACUUCAAGUUUCAGCAACAGACAACACCAUAAUCACCAUAGCUUUUUGUUUUGUGGCAAUUUCUAAAUUUUGGCAUGGUUGAUCUUUGCUAUACCGAGUGAUUAACCGUUUUCUGGAUUUUAUUAUGAAAAUGGAGUGGAAACCAGAACAAGAAGGAUUACGGCAAAUUUUAACACUACUCAAAGAGUCACAGUCACCCGACACAGCUACACAACGAGCAGUUCAACAAAAAUUGGAAGAACUGAACAAGUACCCGGACUUCAACAACUAUCUGAUAUUCGUUUUAACUAGACUGGUAACUGAAGAAGAACCAACAAGGUCACUAAGUGGUUUGAUAUUGAAAAAUAAUGUCAAAGCUCAUUACAACAGCUUUUUGCCUGAAGUAGCAGAAUUUAUAAAGCAGGAAUGUUUAUCUGCUGUGGGAGAUCCAUCCCCGUUAAUUCGUGCAACAGUUGGUAUUAUCAUCACAACUAUUGCUAGCAAAGGAGAAUUGACAUCCUGGCCUGAACUACUACCGUCAUUAUGUCAAAUGCUUGAUUCACAGGACUAUAAUGUUUGUGAAGGAGCAUUUGGAGCACUCCAAAAAAUUUGUGAGGACACAGCAGAGUUACUGGACAGUGAUGCUAUGAACAGACCUUUGAAUGUCUUAAUACCAAAAUUUCUGCAAUUCUUUAGGCAUACUUCUCCUAAAAUCAGAUGUCAUGCUAUUGGAUGUGUAAACUAUUUUAUCAUGGGCAGAACACAAGCACUAAUGAUGCACAUAGAUGCAUUUAUUGAGAAUUUAUUUCACUUAGCUGCUGAUGAGGAUCCAGAUGUUAGAAAGAAUGUUUGUCAUGCACUUGUGCUGUUGUUGGAAGUUCGACUUGACAGACUCAUUCCACAUUUGCCCAAUAUUAUAGAGUAUAUGUUGGUGAGAACACAAGAUCCGAAAGAAGGAGUGGCUUUAGAAGCCUGUGAAUUCUGGCUCGCGCUUGCCGAACAAAAUGUUUGUCGAGAGGUACUUGGUCCUCGACUACCCGCCUUGCUGCCAGUGUUAGUUCGCGGCAUGCGCUAUUCAGAGAUGGAUGUUAUCCUGCUACGUGGUGACCGGGAUGAUGAUGCAGACGACGCAGAACCAGAUCGCGAAACCGACAUCAGACCCCGCUUUCAUAAACCACGUUCCCAUACCAUCAAACAUAAUGGAGCAGGAGACAGCACAAUGUCAGGUGGUGGAGAUUCUGAUACGGAGUCUGAGGGCGGUGGCGACCCUGAUGAUGGAUCCGUUUCGGACUGGAACUUGCGCAAAUGUAGCGCAGCCGCACUAGACGCUCUCGCCAACGUUUUUGGUGCUGACCUUCUGCCCGUGCUCUUCCCGAUACUCAAGGAGACCUUAUUCCAUGACGAUUGGGUCAUCAAAGAGAGCGGUAUUUUGGCAUUGGGCGCUGUAGCGGACGGCUGCAUGGGGGGCAUGGUGCCGCACCUGCCGGACCUGGUGCCGUAUCUGGUGUGUUGCCUGCCCGAGAGCAAGGCGCUCGUGCGUGCCAUCACUUGUUGGACCCUCUCACGCUACUCGCACUGGAUCGUAUCGCAGUCGCACGAUCUCUACCUCAGACCUGUCCUCACAGAGCUGUUGAAACGAGUACUCGACAACAAUAAACGUGUCCAAGAGGCUGCUUGUUCUGCCUUCGCGACAUUAGAGGAAGAAGCUUGCACAGAGCUAGUGCCAUACCUUGGCUACAUUCUGCAGACUCUCGUGUUCGCUUUCAGUAAAUACCAACACAAGAACCUGCUCAUAUUGUACGACGCAAUCGGAACUUUGGCAGACUCGGUUGGUCACCAUCUCAACAAACCGGAAUAUAUAAACCUCUUGAUGCCACCUCUAAUAAAUAAAUGGAAUGUACUCAAGGAUGAAGAUAAAGACUUAUUCCCGUUACUAGAGUGUUUAUCAUCCGUAGCUACAGCUCUACAGUCCGGUUUUUUGCCAUACUGUGAACCUGUGUUCAGGAGAUGUGUUUCCUUAAUAGAACAGACAUUAAAUCAAAACAUUGCAAACAGUCAAAGUCCUGAGCAGUUUGAAGCCCCGGACAAAGAAUUCAUGAUUGUUGCACUGGACUUGUUGAGUGGCUUGGCUGAAGGAUUAGAUGGACAUAUCGAGCGACUGGUUCUAAAUUCAAACUUAAUGCAGCUACUUUAUCAGUGUAUGCAAGACCCUAUGCCUGAGGUUCGUCAGUCUUCAUUCGCGUUACUCGGUGAUCUCACAAAAGCGUGUUUCCAACACGUCCUACCGUACAUACCAGAAUUUUUACCCAUUCUCGGAGCAAAUCUCAAUCCUGAACUUAUAUCUGUGUGCAAUAAUGCUACCUGGGCUAUAGGCGAAAUUAGUAUUAAACUAGGUCAAGAAACAUCGAAGUAUAUUCCCUUAGUACUUAAACAUUUAGUUGAAAUCAUCAAUAGGCCUAACACACCAAAAACUCUCCUCGAAAACACAGCGAUUACUAUCGGUCGGCUAGGUUAUGUGUGCCCCCACGACGUCGCACCCGUAUUACAUCAAUUUGUACGCCAGUGGUGCACGUCGCUGCGGAACAUCCGAGACAACGAUGAGAAGGACUCUGCGUUCCGCGGCAUCUGUCAGAUGAUCCAAGUGAAUCCGGCGGGAGUGGUGCCCGACUUUCUGUUCUUCUGCGACGCCGUCGCCUCCUGGUCGCAUCCCAAGGACGACCUCAAGGACAUGUUCACGGAGAUCCUGCACGGCUUCAAAAACCAGGUGGGCGACGAGAACUGGCGCCGCUUCACGGAUCAGUUCCCCGUGCAGCUGAGCGCGCGGCUGUCGGCCAUGUGCGGCAUCUAGGGUGCACGCCCCGGUGCCCUGUUAUGCUUCGAGCCAGCUGUCGGCGCGUCAGAUCGGCAUUUAGUUUUAGGUUCCCUUUGCCGAUUUGUUUUAAUCGCGGUGUUGUUUGGAGAUGUUUGAGGUCGAUGACAUCUUGACGUGUGGCUUCGAUCAACAGAACGACGGCGAUGCUGAGAUCGCAUCGUGAUUGUUUUGACUUAUGUUUUGCGCGAGUAGAGCUGAUGUCCCGUUGGACGAUUCAAAUUUGUGAUUUUUAUUAAUUAUUCGUUUGGAAUUUUAGAAUGCAUACUGCCAAAAUAUUGAAAAUAAAAAAGGCCAGUACGCAUAUUGUAGAUUUUAGUGUGAUAUUUUGACAAUAGUAUUGGUCUGUUAAUAAUUUUAACUUUUUUGUAAAUUUGGGACAUCAGCUCACGAGAGCUAGACUGGCUUACGUACACAAAGACACAUACAAGUAGUAUCAAUCAAGUAACAGAAACCUAUAUUUCCGUUAAUUGGAAAUUUAGUGAAUGUAUAAUAUUCAUUGUUCGAUGUAUUAUGUAUACUAUCUGCGGAAAACAUAUAUAAAUUAAUUUUAAGCCUUUAUGGCGAACAUAAUAUAUUAUACAAGAACAGUGAGCCCACCCCUGGCUCUCGUUGCUCAUUUUUCAAAGUUCAAAGCAUGUUGCAAAUAAAAUUGAAAUUUAUAUUAUUUUUCAAGUACUUUCUUCGGGUUCCGCGAGUCGUAGACAUAAGUUUGACUAUUUCUACCGUUUAAGCUCGCGUUUACCAUUUUGGUCAUAAAACAUGGAUAACAAUAAAAAAAUAUUUUCUUUUUUUUUUAAAUUAGAAUUCUUAUGGCUAUUUUGUAUCAAAAUUUAAUAUCUAAGUAUUUUUAUUGUGACAACUGCAAAAUGCUCUAUGUGAAAUGAAAUUAAAAUGUAAUAAUAUUUUUUUAAAUAUUUUGUGCAAAGGCCAUAUAAGAGUUAUGUAAAGCUAUAAUAAUUAUAACAAUAAUAUGUCUGAAUGUCUCGCACAAUGAUUUUAUUGUAAAAUGCUUUCGAUUAAAACUUUUUAUUAAAUGUAUCAAGUUGUAUAUCUCUAAAUAUCUGAUCGUUGUAUAAUUAUCAGAGAUAGAGAGCAGCUUUUGUACACAAUGAAAACUUAAACAUCCUUUAUGUAGUGUCGGAGUAGGACGUGUUCGCUCGAUGCAAUUAGCUCCUUCCUGAAGACUCGUGCAAUCGCUCUAAUGGUCGGCGUCGUCGACGUAAUUAUAUGUAAAUGUAACAAGCCAUUUUAGAAAAUGGCAAUAUUAUAAACACGUUGCACGUAAUCUAUCUUGUUUCUAACACUAAAUUUUUUGUUGCAAAUUGUAAAUUUUUAUCUUCCGAUGUCUAAUUUUUAUUCGUUCAUAAUCAGCAUUUACUCUCUCCUCCGCUACAUUUACAUUAUAUUCUAUUAAUUUAGAGCUAUAAAAUAUUACGUUUUAAAUAAUGUAUUCUUUCGAUGAACAAGACUUCGUGAAAUCGAGAAUUUAUGUAAACUGUGAUUGUGAUUUAUUUUAAAUAUAAUAUGAUAUGUACGUGUAUAUGUAUGCAUGUAUCGAAUGUAGAUAUACAGCUUUUUGAUAGACUUACGGUGGCUAGGUGUUCGCUAUGUGACAUACCAAAUAGUAUUCUUAUUUCGAUGAUCGUUUUGUGUGAGCGACGCCGGCCGCACUCGCCCGCCAUGUCGCCGCACUGGCCGCACUCGCCCGCCAGGUCGCCGCACUGGCCGCACUCGCUCGCCGGGUCGCCGCACUGACUGCACUCGCCCAUCCCGUGUUGAACUCGACUAGAUUGUAAUGCGAAUAUGUAGAGUAACGUCGACGACUCGUUCGAUUUAUAAACGAUACUAUUGACGUGUAUAUUUUACAAAUUUAAUUAUAUUAUAUAUUUAUAUAUUAUUAUGUAUGUGUAAAUACCAUGUAUAUUUAUUAUGUUCAAGUAAAAAAAAUUGUUAUUAUUUUUCUUUGUUUUAUAAAUGAAAAACUAAAAGUCUGACUUUAAAACACUUGUUAUUAUGAUACGUCAUUUAGUUCUUUCAGAUGAUUGAUCUGAAAAUUUUGUAGUUCGUGUGAACGUUAGUUUAUUUUACAAAGUGCUAUCAUAGCGUUAGUGUUCAGAGUAACAUUGUGGUUUUUCGGGGAUAUGAAAAAAAUGUCACAUUCCGAUUCGUCAAAAUUAUAGUAUUGUUUGUUGAGACGAUUGAAUUUAUCAUUGACACUUCUGAAAUAUUGUUUGAUCGCAUAAACCUCUAACAUUUCGGGGAUGUUGACAACAUUUCGAAACUAUUCAUAAUCAUAAGUGGACAUUUCAUUAUCAUGUCAAAUAUCACCAUCAGAGUGCAAUAGACACUGAUACCACCUGGUAUGGUUUUUCGUGCUGUAAGUAACCUCCCAUAGCAGAUUUAUUAGUAGAUUAGUCGUAUUAGUUUAGUAUUAUUUCGAAGAAUUCUCAACAUCUCCAUAAGCGGCCUGUAAACGAUCAAAUUUGUUUAUCAAACUUUACGUUUUCAUCAAACAAUAGCUUAAACGAUCAGACUUAAAGAUCAAACAAGUUAGUUAACUUGCCCGUAGAUUCGGUUUACUCCUUGCGGGGUAGCAAGAUGUCGUGUUGAGCAACGACGGAAAUUUUGUUUGACAAACACCCCGCCCCCCAUGCACGUUCAAACUUGUUUGUCAAACACGCCGUCAAUCAAGAUUUCCAUUAAACACGUUGACUGACAAAUGCGUCAAACAAAGCUGCACACUGUCAAAUAAUUAGACAAACACGUAAAACUUGACAAACGUUUUUUUUUCCUGCCUAUGCUGAUAGCCUUGAGAGGCUAUUUCAGCUUCACCCUAACGUGUGUAGGUGAGAUCACGGGGCUGAAACCGGAGUGUUGCUAACAUUGACCCUAGCAAGAGCAGUGUUUCGUAGAAUCUACCACCGGAUCGGAAACGCGACCGAUGACAAACAAUUUGAUCGUUUAAAGAGCGCUAUAGAUCGUAGAGCACACUCGUUGCGAGCUGUGCGCGGCCCCGGUCCUUUGAAAUCCCCCGCAGUUCCUAUCCCGAGUCCUGUCUAGUCCCGUUCCUUGUCACGUGCCAACGAGGCCGCGCGGAGACGUCGCGGUCGUCACUCCGGCUUCUCGGUACGCCCUGCGGCAUAUCGAAUAAAAAUAGUGAUGCGUAUUAUAUAUUAUUAUUCUUUUUUUAAAUAUAAAUUUGAGAUACAUUGUUUAUUUUUUAAGUAGAAUCGAUUUUUACAAAGUAUUACGGGUUUGCUCGUAAUUUUUAUAGUAAGGCUUAGUUGGUUUUUAUCGUCGCGAUAAAAAAAAAUAGGUUUUUUUUUCUCUGAAAAGAAACAGUGAUAAUAGUUUUAAUAAGUGGCUGCAUGAUUGAGUGGUUGAGGCGGCAUCGUGGGGCACUCCCUUCCUUGAGGCAUAAAAAUAUGUUAUUGAAAUCUUAUAAUUAUAUGUAGUCUUGUCGUGUGAACGAUUUUUGUGAUGUAUAAUGUCGAUAUAAUUGAACUUUGCGUCGCGCGUAGUACUUCGAUUUUGUGUUGUGCAUAUUAUUAAAGUAUAUGUGAAAUAUGUAAACAUGCAAUAUAAUGUAAACCGCGUUGUUGAUAUGCCUUCACAAAAUGUUAAUGAUAUUUUAUUAUGUAUUAUUAAUGUUUAAAAUUGCAUUAUAUAUUUAUUAUUGCUGAUCGGUAUGUUUAAUUCAAAUGUAUGCUAUUUUUAUUUAAAUUAUGAUAUAAAUAUAUUUAUAUUACAGAUUACAAAAUAAAUAAUCCACAGUAUAUACAGUCCAGUGUUGGCAUGUCACCAAUGAAAACCUGUAAUGAUAUUUGGCAAUAAAACAUCCUUAUAUUGUUUAUUAUUUUUUAAUAGUUAUAUUUUUUAAUGAAACAUGAGUUUAUCUGAUUAUACAGACGCAUAAUAUUAUUUAUUUAUAUAAAAAAAAUGUAGUUAUACUUUAUAAAUCACAUCAUUACUUCAUUCUGUGUAUUACGUUUUUCUCAAUGUUACAUUGAAGUGGCGAACGUUGAAAACGUUUAAAAGAAAUAUUUUAUACCACCUAGUUAGUGUUACUUAAAAUAUAUAUAUAGAGCUCUCACAGUUUGAGACUAUGUGGAAUUGAAAACGAUAUGGUUUUCAAAUGACAAGGAAUUAUUUUUUGAACAUCUCUCGAUGCUUUCGGCUGUGUGACCACAUGUACUCUGUACAUGACCCGAAUGAGUUUCGUAAUAUUUUACCUUCAUCAAACCAUAUCGUAUUUGUACCAAUGGACGUAUUGAACCCGCAAAAUGUUGUUGUGACCUUAUUAGUUUCACUAUGUGACACGCCGUAAGAUUUUUCAUAAAUUCAAUAGUAUGUAUAUAUAACAUGAAAAUAAAUACAAAUAAAAAUGUUUCUAUUGUAAAAUGUUCGUUUAUGUUAUUGAGUACACGUGACAGUAAUUAUUCUAUUCGUGCUCGACAUUUGGCUACUCACACAUAUAGGCCUACCGAUUGAUUGAGUUGCUUUCUGAGAUGACUGCAGUAACCGUAAGUUUUGGUACAUUUAAAUACAAAUAUAUUUUUUACUUUAAACGCAACCUAUUUGCUCAAUAUUGUAACAUUAGUUUGUAAUCUAUGUUACAUUUAUUUAAAAUUCUCUAAAAUACAUAAAAGUGGAACAGUAUAUUGUAGCUGACCCGAGAUUCGACGGAGCCGUCUACGUCAAAAUUGUUAAUACAGCUAAAGCUCCUUUAUUCGCGAUAAAUUUCUUUAUUCGCAGAUCUAAUUGGUACAUCGGUUCAUACAUAUUGGUAGGCAGCGGCUUGGCUCUUGGACUUCAUGGACGCACAUUGGACGCCCAUGGACUUGACAUGAAGUCCAUGGGCGACGGUAACCUCUCACCAUCAGGUGGGCCGUAUGCUCGUCUGCCUACAAGGGAAAAAAAAAGGAUUCCAAUAUGCAGGUAUCCAACCGAAUAUCCCUUGUAAAUGCGCUUUCCCUUUCCCUUAUUCAGUUUCUGUAUUUGCGGCAUGUUCACGGAACAUAUGACCCGCGAAUAAGAGCUCUUACCAUAAAUAUUAUUAUUAACCGAGAAAUGAAACAUAUCACAAAACCAGAUCAAACAUAUUUGAUUUGCGAUCUAAAAUAAUACUUAUUUAACAGUCCCGAUUAUAAUAUGUAUAUUGUGCAAUGUGAGAGAACAUAAUCAGCUUUUCUAACUCGUGAAUAUUUAUUUAUUAAUCAAACCGCCCGGGCGCCCCAUUCUUGUUGAACGUAAAACUGUAAAUGAAAACGCUCCGCAACUGAUUAUUCUGACGGUAGUCAAUAUUCUAGUAAACUCAAUCGAUUUUAUAUUAUGAUGGAAGUAAAAUUGAAUUAAUAUGCAAACUAUUAGAAAAUUAUUAUUGCAAUUAUUCGAUAUUCGUAAUACCUGUUUGUCUCAAUGUUUUGUUUAGUUGCCAUCGUCCGGUUUUGUUCAUGUUUAUUUACUACGAAUGUAUUUAACCUCUUCGUAAGUCAUACUACGCUUUAAUAUAUUUUUAUGUUUGUGUAUCGAAAAUUCGGAAAAGAAUGACAAAUAAGCUACUGUACAGAAAAGUACAGUUCGGAAAUUACUAUUUAUUUAUUAUUAUUUUAUUGUUUGGAUGGGUGAACGAGCUCACAGCUCACCUAGUGAUGAGUGGUUACCGUAACCCAUAGACAUCUACAACGUAAAUGCCGCCACCCACCUUGAGAUAUUAGUUCUAAGGUCAGUAUAUAACGGCUGCCCCACCCUUCAAACCGAAUGUUAUGUAUUUUAUGUUUGAUUUCGGAUGACACUUGAGGACUCUUCUAGUAUUGUUAGACCCUUCCCGGAUUGCACUUUAACUCUGGAAACAACUCAGUUAAGCGGCAGGCUUAUAGUCUAAAUAACAUAUUGGCUUUUUGGUGGCUAAUCUCCACUUGAAUUUGCCUUUGAGAACCAUAUAGAUUGUUAUGAAACGAUUUAUUUUAGUUCGUAUUCGAUUGUUUCUAAGUUGGUACUUUUACCUUAUUUAAAAACAUGUGAGAGCUAAUUUGUUCAAACGCAAAUAUUUGAGGGAUAAUUUUGCGAACCAGCGUUUUCAAUAAUCUCUAUAUUAGUACUUUAAUAAUAGACAUGAGACCACAUUGUUUGUAAAAGUUUAAAGGAGAGUGUAUUAAAAUGACCUCACAAUAGAAAUAAUUAACAAAACUAUGUUUCGUUAAUAAACUACUCAUUGUUCUA
Messenger RNA from Bombyx mori (domestic silkworm), 9255 nucleotides. RefSeq names its product transportin-1 (gene Tnpo). Gene Ontology annotation, molecular function: small GTPase binding; nuclear import signal receptor activity. Lineage: Eukaryota; Metazoa; Arthropoda; Insecta; Lepidoptera; Bombycidae. Bases 307 to 3009 code for a protein of 900 amino acids. Gene Ontology annotation, biological process: protein import into nucleus. The record is from RefSeq and is a predicted model, not a curated record. The transcript has 15 exons. Gene Ontology annotation, cellular component: cytoplasm; nucleus.